Penicillium samsonianum is the source of this 822-nucleotide messenger RNA. RefSeq names its product DUF3716 domain-containing protein. The transcript has 2 exons. The coding region runs from base 1 to 822 and encodes 273 amino acids. The record is from RefSeq and is a predicted model, not a curated record. NCBI's taxonomy places the organism in Eukaryota, Fungi, Ascomycota, Eurotiomycetes, Eurotiales, Aspergillaceae.
AUGGCUGAUCACGCACCUGCGCCGGCCUUCUCCACGAUUGAAAACAGGCUUAUUAUACCUGAUCCACCUAUGGGAACCGAUGAGCGCGCCCCAGGCCAAUUGGCUGCCCGUGUAAAGACCCUGCCAUGGACGAUUGCCCGAAAAGCCAACUUCGUGAAGUCAGACUUUCUCAAGUUUCUUCGGACUAAGGAACCUCGCCGGGAGCCUACCCUACGGCCUGUCCACGAGUGCGACCGCUGGGGAUUUGACGAGCAGGUUGGGAUGAGCAUUGAAAACGUGGAAGCGAUCUAUAUCCAGACGGUUGGGCGAUGGACAGAGGAGGAAUGUACCCACUGUCAACAAGAAGAUGGGCCAUUCGUCAACUGCGUUGUCGUCGAUGCUAUCGGUUGGCCCAAAGAGUGUGCUAACUGCCACUGGGGUGGCAAAGCCCGCCAAUGCUCCCACUUUGUUGAACCCCGCGACUGCUCCGUCGAUCAGGAGUUGGCUCGCCAGCGAGCGAGCGAUCGCCGAUAUUUCGUUUGCGAGUUGAACAGUCUCCUCUCAAUCACCGAGGAUCUUCGCAUCGCAACUACCCAUACUCGCCAGGCUGGAAAUGACAAUCUUACGGCAUGGAAUAGGGUAACUGACACCGUUCAAGGACUACGAUCUCGCCUGAGAUCUGGUGAUCUUAUCCGCUCCUCAGAUAUCCGACGGGUCCGAGAACAGGUCACGGCUGGGGUGAGUCGAGGUAAUACCGUCCGAUCUGCCGAACAUGAUGUUAGACUGUACCGUCAGGAUCUCCAACGCGCACUUAAUGAUCUCAUUCGCCAGUACAGCGAGUAG